This is a messenger RNA of Cervus elaphus (red deer), 1261 nucleotides long. It is a transcript of the gene MDK, whose product is annotated as midkine. The transcript is spliced from 6 exons. Lineage: Eukaryota; Metazoa; Chordata; Mammalia; Artiodactyla; Cervidae. Gene Ontology annotation, molecular function: growth factor activity. The coding region runs from base 457 to 951 and encodes 164 amino acids. The record is from RefSeq and is a predicted model, not a curated record.
UCCGCAACACGGAGCAGAGCAUCUCCCUGCGCACUUGGUGAAGCCAGCCGAGGCGGGGGCUGGUGCUCCUUCCCCAGCAUCUAAGGGCCGCUGAGAGUCCAGCGGGUCCAGGGAGAUGGAGGGGGGACUAGGGGUUCAUCACUGCACCCACCCGGGGCUCGGCGGACAGAGCCGCACACCGGCUCGAACGCGGGACCCACGCCGGGACCUGUGACACACCCGGGGCUCCGUACCCACUCCUGGUCUCCACCUAAGGCUCCGUGGCCGUGGAGGGAAGCGGGCGUCCAGAGGGAAAAGGGGACGGCAAACCGGGGCUGGGGCCGAGGGAGCGCCAGAUUGGGGCAUGGGGAAUGGAGUGCGAGGACCCGACGGAGGCCCGGGGCCGGGAGAGCCCGGGAUCGGAGGAUGGGGGGCCCAGGAGGGCCGGGCGUCUGAGAGCUGAGGGCAGAGGCCGGGAUGCAGCGCCGAAGCUUCCUCCUCCUCGCCCUCCUCGCCCUCCUGGCGCUCACCUCCGCGGUGGCCAAAAAGAAAGACAAAGUGAAGAAGGGAGGCCCGGGGAGCGAGUGCGCCGAGUGGACCUGGGGGCCCUGCACCCCCAGCAGCAAGGACUGCGGCGUGGGAUUCCGCGAGGGCACCUGCGGGGCCCAGACGCAGCGCAUCCGGUGCCGGGUGCCCUGUAACUGGAAGAAGGAAUUUGGAGCCGACUGCAAGUACAAGUUUGAGACCUGGGGGGCGUGUGAUGGCACAGGCACCAAAGCCCGCCAGGGGACCCUGAAGAAGGCGCGGUACAAUGCCCAGUGCCAGGAGACCAUCCGGGUGACCAAGCCCUGCAGCCCCAAGACCAAAGCCAAGGCCAAAGCCUCCUUCCUGAGUCCCAGCAGCCCUGGAGGCCAACCAGGCAGAGGGGCAUAUGCCCACUUCUCAGCCAAGAAAGGGAAAGAAAAGGACUAGCGGCCAGGCCCCGAUGCCAAGGAGCCCCGGCUUCACCCAGAGGCCCGGCCCACGCCCUUCCUCCACAGGCUCAAGAUGUUACCCACCAGUGCCUUCUGCCUCCUCGUUAGCUUUAUCAAUCAUGCCCUGCUUCUUCCCUUUCACUUGCCCACAUCACCCCAAGUGCCCGAAGUGGGGAGGGACAAGGGAUUCUGGGCAGCUUGAGUCCCCCCCACAAAGGGAUUUGAUUCCCCUGUACCCACUUUUCUUUUUCCCCCAACUGGAUGCCAUUACUAAGAAAUAAAUAAAAUAAAUAUCUUUUUGUUCCCAA